Phalaenopsis equestris is the source of this 755-nucleotide messenger RNA. RefSeq names its product auxin response factor 11. NCBI's taxonomy places the organism in Eukaryota, Viridiplantae, Streptophyta, Magnoliopsida, Asparagales, Orchidaceae. Gene Ontology annotation, molecular function: DNA binding. The coding region runs from base 140 to 664 and encodes 174 amino acids. Gene Ontology annotation, biological process: response to hormone; regulation of DNA-templated transcription. The transcript is spliced from 5 exons. The record is from RefSeq and is a predicted model, not a curated record.
AGGCGGAGCUUGGUUUGGUUAUGAAGCAGAGAGGAGGAAAGGGGAGCUGAAAUCGUGGGAGAUCUCAGAGCAAGGUGGCUUUUGGCUUCUUGCUUUAUUGAGUUUGGAAUUUUAUGGUCUUGCUGAACGUUUGCGAAGGAUGGUGGGAGAUGCUUUGUACGAGGAGCUAUGGAGGGCUUGCGCGGGGCCUUUGGUCGAGAUACCUCGCGUUGGAGAGAGGGUUUAUUAUUUUUCUCAAGGUCACAUGGAGCAGUUAGAAGCAUCGACUAAUCAGGAGCUGGAUGAGCGGAUUCCACUCUUCAAUCUUCCCUCCGGAAGAUCUAAAAUUCUUUGUCGCGUUAUAAACGUAGAGCUCAGGGCUGAGCAUGAAACAGACGAAGUUUAUGCACAGAUCACUUUGCUUCCGGAGGCAGAUCAAAGCGAGCUGAGUACAGCCGAUCCUUGUCUCCCAGAGCUACAGAGGCCGGUGGUUAAUUCGUUUUCCAAGAUUUUAACGGCCUCAGAUACAAGUACGCAUGGGGGGUUUUCAGUUCUCCGCCGCCAUGCCAACGAGUGCCUUCCCACACUGGAUAUGUCGCAGCCAACUCCAACCCAGGAGCUGUGUGCCAAAGACCUUCAUGGCUAUGAAUGGCGAUUCAAGCACAUUUUUAGAGGUAAUAUAUAGAAGAUUUUGAUAUGGGGAUAUGAUUGGUGUAGAUUGGCGCGGAUUUGGUGGUGUUGGGGUGAAUACCACUCAUGCGCACAUGUGAAUUCCA